AUGAUUGUAGAAUUAGGCAUUCAAAUCGAAGUGGUAGAACAGGAGAUUCGGAUCAAGUUGUGCCCCUUAAGACUAGAGGAUGAGAAGAAGAUUAACCCUGAAGUAUGGUAUAGUCCUGACAGUGCCGGAAGACUGGAAAUUACUCCCUUUAAAGUAACAAUCAGAAACCCGGAGAUUCCAGUAAGAAUAAAACAGUACCCGAUGUCCUUGGAAGGGAGAAAAGGGUUGAAACCAGAGGUUGACCGACUAAUCAGCCAAGGAUUGUUGGAACCUUGCAUGUCUCCUUAUAAUACUCCAAUUCUCCCUGUAAAGAAACCAAACAGGUCCUAUCGCCUAGUACAUGACCUGAGGGAAAUAAAUAAGAGAACAAUAGCUAGAUUUCCGGUGGUAGCAAACCCUUAUACAUUAUUGAGUAAACUAAGCCCGGACAACCACUGGUAUAGUGUAAUAGACCUAAAGGAUGCCUUUUGGGCUUGUCCCUUGGAUGAGGCAAGCAGAGAUUACUUUGCCUUUGAAUGGGAAGAUCCAGAAACCGGAAGGAAACAACAACUCAGAUGGACAGUAUUACCCCAAGGAUUUACAGAAUCCCCGAACUUAUUUGGACAAGCCUUGGAACAAAUUCUAGAGAAUUACAAGACAGAUGCUGGAGUAACCCUGAUACAAUAUGUAGAUGAUUUAUUAUUAGCAGGAAAAGAAGAGGAAGAAGUAAGAAGAGAAAGUUUAAAGGUUUCAAGGGCUAAAUUACAGUUUGUGGAAGAAGAAGUAAAGUAUUUAGGGCAUUAUUUGAGACGGGGUGAGAAAAGAAUAGACCCAGAAAGGGUACAGGCUAUUUUAUCAUUACCAAUACCCAAGAAUAAGAGACAAAUCAGGCAAAUUUUGGGUUUAACGGGGUACUGUAGACAGUGGAUUGAAAACUACAGUAGCAAGGCCAGAUUCUUGUAUCAAAAACUGACUCAGGAUGGAUUGAUGAAAUGGACUCAAGAGGAUACUGAAAAUUUGAAGGAACUGAAGGAAAGUUUAGUACAUGCCCCUGUUUUAAGCCUCCCUGAUUUAAAAAGACCCUUUUAUUUAUUUGUUAAUAUAGAGGGAGGAGUUGCCUUCGGGGUACUUACCCAAGAAUGGGCAGACAAAAAGAAACCUAUAGCGUAUUUAUCAAAACUUUUGGACCCCGUAAGCAGAGGAUGGCCCACAUGUUUACAAAUGUUGGCUGGGUGCGCCUUACUAGUUGAAGAAGCUAAGAAAAUUACCUUCAACAGUAGCCUUAAGGUUUACUCUCCCCAUAAUAUCAGGAGUGUAAUGCAACAGAAAGCAGACAAAUGGAUAUCCGAUGCUAGGCUCCUAAAAUAUGAAGGGAUUUUACUAGAAGCACCAAAUUUGACCCUAGAAACAACUGCAAUUCAAAAUCCAGCUACCUUUUUGUUCGGGAGCAUAGAGCAAGAACCUUUAACACACAAUUGCUUGAUAACUAUUGAGGAACAAACCAAGAUCAGGCCUGAUCUGGAAGAAGAAGAAUUAGAUAAAGGAGAAAGGUUGUUUGUAGAUGGAUCCUCCCGGGUGGUAGAAGGAAAACGGCAAUCAGGGUACGCCAUCAUUGGGGGCAAAGGCUUACAAGUCGCGGACCCGAUCCCGCCCCGGCUGGCCCUGCGGGAGGCGCCGAUCCCCACAGCUCCGCCCGUGGCGCCACCGCCACCCGGGCCGGCUCAGCCGGCUUUGAUGGCAGCGCCUGCGCUGCAGUGGUCGGACCCCAGAGAAGACUCGGCCACUGCGCCCAGCCCAGCGGGGGAUGCUCCCCCGUUGCCUGUGCCAGUCCUGCUGCUCCCUGCCAACACGACUUCAGUGCAAGAGCAUGCUGCGAAGGGUGCUGAGCCCACGGGACCGUCUCAAGAGCCGACACCAGCGUCCGUGCCGCCCACCCCAGCAGUCCUGCUGUCUUCCGGAGCUCCGUCCAUCGCAUCAGCCCCAGCGAACAGCCUGUUCUUGCGUGGAGGGAGCAUGGCUUGCCAGCUGACUGCAGGAGCAGUUCGGCUGCCAGUUUUCAAACUCAUAGGACUCCUGAAGGUGGAAGAGCAACUUGUGCCAAUUGCGACCUCGACAGUGCACCGCCGGCAGUAUCGGACGGAUCGAGAUGCCGUGAUCCCCAUCCACAGAAUGAUUCGUGAGCUGGAGAGUCAAGGAGUGGUCAGCAAAACCCACUCACCCUUCAACAGCCCCAUCUGGCCUGUGCGCAAAUCUGACGGAGAAUGGAGAUUGACUGUGGACUAUCGUGCCUUGAAUGAAGUGACUCCACCGCUGAGCGCCGCUGUACCGGAUAUGCUAGAACUCCAGUACGAGCUGGAGUCCAAGUACAUCGAUGACAUCAUUGUGUGGGGGAACACAGCGGCAGAAGUGUUUGAGAAAGGUAAGAGGAUCAUCCAGAUACUGCUAGAAUCUGGCUUCGCCAUCGAGAAGAGCAAAGUCAAGGGACCUGCCCGAGAAAUCCAGUUCCUGGGAGUGAAAUGGCAAGAUGGACGGCGCCAGAUUCCCACUGAGGUCAUCAACAUGAUCACCGCUAUGUCCCCAACAACCAGCAAGAAAGAAACACAAGCUUUCCUAGGUGCCAUAGGUUUUUGGAGGAUGCACAUUCCCGAGUAUAGCCAGAUUGUGAGCCCUCUUUACCUAGUUACCCGCAAAAAAACCGAUUUCCACUGGGGCCCUGAGCAGCAACAAGCCUUCACCCAGAUCAAGCAGGAGAUCGCUCAUGCUUACAAGUAUGGGGAGGCCUGGCAGAUUGACUACAUCACACUGCCCCAGACACGCCAAAGCAAGCACUACGUACUGACCAUGGUGGAAGCCACCACUGGAUAG
Messenger RNA from Passer domesticus (house sparrow), 2844 nucleotides. RefSeq lists its product as uncharacterized. Bases 1 to 2844 code for a protein of 947 amino acids. The transcript is spliced from 6 exons. NCBI's taxonomy places the organism in Eukaryota, Metazoa, Chordata, Aves, Passeriformes, Passeridae. The record is from RefSeq and is a predicted model, not a curated record.